This is a messenger RNA of Doryrhamphus excisus (bluestripe pipefish), 2419 nucleotides long. It is a transcript of the gene ccn4a, whose product is annotated as cellular communication network factor 4a. Gene Ontology annotation, biological process: signal transduction; cell adhesion; positive regulation of cell differentiation. Gene Ontology annotation, molecular function: heparin binding; integrin binding. Lineage: Eukaryota; Metazoa; Chordata; Actinopteri; Syngnathiformes; Syngnathidae. Gene Ontology annotation, cellular component: extracellular region; extracellular matrix. The record is from RefSeq and is a predicted model, not a curated record.
CCAUCGUGUGUAGUAACGAUCAAUCACCGAAGGUGCUGUCCUUUCGGCAUCAAUCUGGCCCUCGACGUCCAUUAAAAGUUUUAUCGGAACAGCCGGUGUCUCGAUAAACACGUACUUUUUCUUGUCGGACGACAAACGGUGUAACACAAAAUGGUCCGCCCUUAACAGAAAGCCGUGUGAUGUGCGCGUGGGCAAAUGUUUCCGGUUAUGCUUAGCUACACCCAAUUAGCAAAUAUAUUGUUAUUUACUGUUAAAGUACUGUACUGUUAUACUGUUGUCUUAAAAAUAAUACGCGUAAUAAAUGUAUAUAAGUUGUUAACAUGUUAACAUGUUCAUUGUGUUUUGACUCAGGAAGCCAAACGACAGCUAAACGGAAGUGGAAUCUGUGGAAGGGUUGUCAUCUUUGCCCCACCUGAGCAGACCUUCAAGACCUGGGUGAUGAAUUCCUCCACAUCUGUCCGCUCCAGGGAAGCUUGAACGGAAGCCAAGAACAGUGGAAAGAACCCGGCCAGGAAGGAUGCAGUGUGUGUUUUUAUACAGGUCCUGGAGGAGGCGAGCCAGGAUGGGAGGAGCAGGGACAGGCCAGCCUGACAGGAGGAGGAGCUGCCACGGUGAAAGUGGAGCAGAAGGGGCGUGUCCUUGCGGGCCCACGUCAUCGUGGACUCUGAACAGGUCGUCGCCUCAGACUGAGAUGCUGCAGCCAGGCGGCGGAGGACGAUGCGGAGGAUGUGAGGAGCAGAUGACUUGUCGCACGUGAGGCUGCUCACCAGGGAUGAGUUGGCUCCUCUUGUGGAUUCUCACUGCAGUCGGGAUUCGACAGGCCAUCUCCCAGAAUUCCACUGCCAUGGCGCCGGCCUCCACGGCCCCGCCCCCGUCGGUGGAGCCGUACAACCGCACCCAGUACUGCAAGUGGCCCUGCCAGUGUCCCGCUCGGCCCCCCGCCUGCCCGCCGGGCGUUAGCCUCCUGACGGACGGCUGCGACUGCUGCAAGGCCUGCGCCCGGCAGGUGGGCGAGGCGUGCAACGAGGCGGACACGUGCGACCACCACAAGGGCCUGUACUGCGACUACAGCUCGGACAAGCCGAGGUACGAAAAAGGAGUGUGUGCAUACAUGGUGGGCACGGGUUGCGAGCACGACGGCGUCAUCUACCGCAACGGCCAGAGCUUCCAGCCCAGCUGCAAGUACCAGUGCGUUUGCGUCAACGGCGCCAUCGGCUGCGUGCCGCUCUGCACCGAGUCCCGGCCCCCUCGCGUCUGGUGCCAGAGCCCGCGCCGGGUCAAGGUACGCGGCCGGUGCUGCGAGCAGUGGAUCUGCGACGAGCCCAGGAGGGGGCGCAAGACGGCGCCGAGGCACGCCGUGGAAGCCGCCCCGGCUGAGCUGAGCGGCUGGCACAAGAACUGCGUGAGCCAGACCACCUCGUGGAGCCCCUGCUCCAAGACGUGCGGGCGCGGCCUGUCGCUGAGGGUCUCCAACGCCAACGAGCGCUGCGAGCCGGUCAAGGAGUCGCGGCUGUGCAACCUGAGGCCGUGCGAGGUGGACAUCGUCAAGCACAUCAAGCCCGGCAAGAAGUGCUUGAACAUCUACCGCCAGGAGCAGCCGUCCAACCUGACCAUCUCGGGCUGCACCAGCAGGAAGCGGUACCGGCCCAAGUUCUGCGGCGUGUGCACGGACGAGCGCUGCUGCAUCCCCUACAAGUCCAAGACGGUGGACGUGGACUUCCUGUGCCCCGACGGCUCGGCCCUCACCUGGAAGAUGAUGUGGGUGCAGGCCUGCUUCUGCAACCUCAGCUGCAGGAACCCCAACGACAUCUUUGCCGAGCUGGAGAGUUACUACGGCUACCCGGAGGUCGUCAACUGACCCCUGACCUCAUUCUUCUACUCCGUGCGUCCUUUCCUCUUCUGCACCUUUUUUCUUUAGCCGGUUCCACGUGGACUUAUCAAGACUAAAUGCUAAGUGUCCUUACUCUUUUUUUUUUACCCUUUACAGGACUUGGAAAUAACCCUCCAAAAUAUAUAUUCUAUAUAUUUAAAAAACUGUUUUUUUCUGUAUCUUAAGAGUGUUUUUUUUUAAAUAUAUAUUUAUGAUACCAAUACAUUUGCGGAAUAUUCUUUUCAAUUGUUUUUAUGAAAAUGUUCUUUUACAUUUUUUUUCUUAUUUUUAUUUGCUUUUUUAUUAUAUAAUACUUUGAUUAAUGAAAUUAUUAUUUAUACAUAAUAUAGUUUAUAUUUUUCAUGUCCAAAAUGUGACCUAGAAUAGAUGAUAUCAAAAUAUUUGAUCAUUUGUGUUUAAAAUGGGCUUCUACUAGAUUAUAGUGGAGUAUCUUUUACAUUAAUUUUACAUUGUGACAUUAAAUACAAAACAUAGAUAUCUAAAUGUCAUCUUCUUCAUUUGAAUAUUGUAUCAUUUUUGUUUCAAUUU